Molecule: messenger RNA, 1595 nt
Organism: Camponotus floridanus (Florida carpenter ant)
Lineage: Eukaryota; Metazoa; Arthropoda; Insecta; Hymenoptera; Formicidae
Product: solute carrier family 35 member G1
Exons: 4
Coding region: 552-1595 (347 amino acids)
Cellular component (GO): membrane
Source: RefSeq, a predicted model, not a curated record
AUGAAUUUGAAUGGGUAGAUUUUCACUUGACAUUUAUGUGAACAUCACGUGAAAUCACGACAAAAAAUGGCGAAUUGGUAUUUUUAUUUUUAAUCAAGUGAUACCUUUUUUUGGAAAAUGAGCAUCGACCGUCAAGUGAAAUUCUAUCUAAAUAUUAUAAAAAUUUGUGAAACAUUUGUGAAACCAAUAUGUGCUACCAAGAAAUUGACAUAGAUAUCGAUAAUGGAACUAUAUCGACAUGAUAUCGAUAAUAGAUAACAUAUCGACAUUUUUACGUUUAAAUGAGGGCGUUUUCAUAUUGGAAUUUUCGGCUGUCACUUCGGGACAAGAGUUUCACGAGAAAACGCCGGCGUGGCUGCUCUCAGACUUCUCUAGACUUUUCUUCGAUAUAUGCUAUAUCAAAUGAUAGAAUUUUCUAUCGAAAGGAAUUGUCGGACCCUUGGUACUAACUGUGUAAGUGCAUGCUAUGAUUCUGUGAUAUAUUACUGGUCAUGUAAUUUCACGGUUAUUUAUACAUGAUGUACGUUUAAUGAAUUGCAAGUACUAUAGAUAUGUCAGAGCACGUGGAAUUGCAGCAUUUAGUUGACAUUGAUGUGGAGAGUAACGCAACAAAUCACAAAAAAAAAUUCUCUUUAUUAUGCAAAUCAUGCCCUUAUCUGGGUCUAGUAUUAGCGACAUUCUCAUCUUUGUUCUUCUCAUUAUGUAGCGUCAUCGUUAAGAGUUUGGUAGAGAUAAAUCCUACCGAAAUGGCUAUCUUCAGAUUUUUGGGGGUAUUGUUACCAGCUAUACCAAUUGUGAUUUAUAAAGGUGAUCACCCUUUCCCAAAGGGACGUAGGCUAAUACUUAUUCUAAGAAGUUUUAUUGGUACAACAGGACUCAUGUUAAGUUUUUACGCGUUUAGACAUAUGCCAUUGGCCGAUGCUUCUGUUGUUGUAUUUUCUGUUCCUGUAUUUGUAGCGAUAUUCGCACGGAUAUUUUUGAAAGAACCCUGUGGGUUAUUCAAUGUUGUUACUGUAUGUCUGACAUUGAUUGGUGUGAUAUUAAUAACACGACCAUCGCUAAUUUUUGGCAAUACCAUAGAAUCUCUCUCAGAUGGCAGUAUUAAACCAGGACAUGCGGAUUUGUGGGGUGCUGUGGCUGCUUUCUCAGCCACUUUAUUCGGUGCAAACGUAUACGUUUUAUUACGCGCAUUAAAAGGUAUUCAUUUCUCUGUUAUAAUGACAAAUUUCGGUACAUUUGCUUUAAUACAGACUACAUUUAUAUCAUGGAUUAUUGGUGCAUUAUGCUUACCACGUUGUGGUACGGAUAGACUUUUGGUUGUUGCACUCGCACUAUUUAGUUUUGCAGGUCAAAUCUUACUGACUUUAGCUCUUCAGAUAGAACAGGCUGGUCCAGUGGCCAUAGCAAGAUCCACAGAUAUUGUUUUUGCAUUUUUCUGGCAGGUACUAUUUUUCAAUGAGAUACCAAAUCGAUAUUCCGUAGGAGGCGCUAUAUUAGUCACAAGUUCAGUUUUGUUAACAGGAUUGAGAAAAUGGGCUCUCUCUUUACCAGAAACAUCUAAUAUUAAAAAAUCUCUUGGAAUUUUAAUGAUGUAA